AUGUGGAAUUACGCUUAUAUAGGACAAGAUGAAUGGUCUACGUCUUUAGGCCACGCGGGCCUUAGUAAGCUAUUUUGCUGGGAUCUUAAUUUUCUUGGUGCUCUGACUAACUGCACUCAGUUGCAAUCCUUGAAUGUUGGCUUCAACAAACUUGGGGGACAGUUACCUGCCUCCAUAGCCAACCUCUCCACCCAAUUAAACGAACUCUCCCUUUAUGGAAAUCUCAUCUCUGGAAGUAUUCCUCCUGGCAUAGGGACUCUGGUAAGCCAGCAAACAUUAUACGUGAGCGAAAAUCUGUUGACAGGCAAACUUCCUCCCUCGCUGGGAGAACUUUCUAAAUUGAGAAAAGUCUCUCUCUAUUCAAAUGGACUGUCUGGAGAGAUACCAUCUUCCUUGGGAAACAUCACUUGGCUAACCUACCUCUACAUGUUUAACAACAGUUUUGAAGGAAGCAUUCCCUCAAGUCUUGGAAGGUGCAGCUACCUUCUAGACCUGAACCUCGGUUAUAAUAAGUUGAAUGGCAGCAUACCUGUUGGGCAUGGACCUUAUAAUUCAUAA
Arabis nemorensis is the source of this 558-nucleotide messenger RNA. The record is from the annotation of a GenBank genome assembly. Lineage: Eukaryota; Viridiplantae; Streptophyta; Magnoliopsida; Brassicales; Brassicaceae.